CAAAGGACAACAACAGAUGGAUAAUGUGCUAACUAAGUGAAUUGAGAAAAUAAGACUCCCCUGAAGUAAAAAAUAAAAUGAAAAAUCUCCUUGAAGUUUUGUGAGGCUAUGUUCAAGCUUCCAAGGAGCUCCUUGACUUCCGAGGUUGUGUUUUCUGGUGAAUAUAUCAACGCAUCUAGUAAUUCUGUAAUGCCUGUCAAAAAUUGUGCUACUUAACGGUCAAUUGAAAUAUGAAAUAGUAUUAUCAUUCUCCAUAGUAAUUCUGUAAUGCAUGUCAAAAAUUGGGCUACCCCAGUCUGAACUCUCUCUCUCCUCCUAUUUUCUUAACACUCAAACGGCGGUCCGGUACUCCGGUGCUCCACCCUCCGAUCAAGCGGCGGUCCAGCUUCAUCUUCUAUUCUUCUAUGUGUUUUGUCUCCACUUUCAGCUAUUUCUCCUUCUAAUUCUACCUUAUUAUUGUUAAUCUAAUGUUAUGGAGCUUCGUUGUUUCAAUGAUUCAGACCUUGGUUAUUCUGAUUCAUAUUUUCUUAGUUUCUAAUUAAUUCGUUCAAAUUUUACUCGUAACUAAUCUAAUGUUGAGGUUUCCGGUAUUAAUUUGAAUUCAGACGGCCUAGUUAAACCGAGGUCUAAUUGUUUUAAACUUUUAAUUGCUAAAUUCGCUAUUUUAACUUGAAUUUGGUAUUUUAGUAUCUGAUUCACCUAAAGAGUAAAGAGAUAUUAGGAAAUUGUUGUUGGUGUUUGAUUUUUGUGCUGCUGCUAGUGUUGAUUAUAUCUAACAUUGUGAGUUGGUGACCAAAUGAAUGACAACUUUUGACCACGUCUUUUAGUAGUAAUUGUGAGCUGAUGAGUUGAAUUAUUUCUUAUUGGUUUGAACAAGUAGUAAAAUAAAUAGCACAACUACAUUCAAUUGGUGUAACCACGGAUAAGAUUAUAGAUAAAAGAACGGGAAAGAGAGAUUAAAUAGUUGAUUGAUGAGGAUCAGAGAGAACAAAAAUUGAUUGAUGAGGAUCAGAGAGAACAAAAAUUUAACGCAUUUCACCCGAAUAUCACCCGAUUCACCCGUAGGUGAUGGAUGGAUGGAAUUCGGGUGAUGGGCAAGCCGGGUGAUGGAUGGAUCGGGUGGAGUGGAUGGAACCGGGUGAUGGAUGCGGGUGAUGCUCCACCCGAUCCAAAUCCCUCCCAUUUCCAUCCCUAAUUGUGUGUGCUAUUUCUUGCUCUUUAAACUCAAGCAUAUGAUUGUAACAUUUGAUUACGUACUUUCUUUUGAAUUUUGAUAUAUGCGUACGGUUUGGUUAAUGCUUAAAACUGUUUUCUAGGUCCUGGAUUUGUACUAGUAUACGCCUUUAAUAUGCUAUGGCUUCUACGUACCAUGUCCUUGUUUGUUAAAAACGGAUUUUAUGUUGCUUAACUUGGUACAGUAUUAAGGACCUGUACAAAGAGAAUGCCUAUUCUCUUGUUUAGGUUCUUAUGUUAUGUUGUCAUUACUAGAUCAAGUUGGAUCGUAGCUUCUAUGGAUGGUAAGAAGUGAAGUCAAGAACUUUUCUAUUAGUUUGAACUAAUCGAUUUGGAAAGUUCUUUGUAUUAAACCCUAAACAAUAGAAAACCAGACCAGGCCUGACCUCAAAUAUAGUCCUUAUUAUUAAAAAAAAUAAAAAAAAUAUAGAUUUCCCUGGGACUAAUAGAAUUUCUUGUCAAUCCUUCGACUUAGAACAACUGAACAAGGCAUACAAGAAUAUAGGAUUCCAAGUCCCAACUAGGUUUCGGAACUUAAACUUUUUACAAAUUCAAAUUGUAUUCUGAAUUGUUGUACCCUAUAAAUAAAGUGUACCCAACCUUCCUUUCAAUAAGACAUAAAUUACAAAGAAACAGUUAUCUGGCUAGAAAAUUCUAUUGGAGUUCAACAUUAAUCAAUAAUGGCGGUAAACAAUGAAAUUCCUUGUGAUCUUCACCCCGUGAUCCUCGAGAGACUCCCGUCACAAUCCCUAAUAAUGCUUUGUGUGUAACUCGACCUUUUAACCACAUAAAAAUCCGUAAAAUUGUUACAUGUGGAUCCUUAUUUUGCGACCGUUGAAAUGCAGCUUUUAUUUCAGUCAUCUGUGAUUCUAGAAAAUAAUGAAUCUUAGGCCAAAUGGUAUCCAAACUUCCUGUCGAUGUCUUUAGCCACGCUUUCAAUGCUGCAUAUGCACUUUCAACCCUAUAUUACAAAUCAAAAUAUAAAUAAUGUAAAUUAUGGCAAUUUUCAUUAAUAUUAAUUACAUUAAUAAAAUUAUGGCAAUAAAAUAGUUACCUAUUGGUCGUCCUGUUCCCCAAAUGUAAAACAUUCAUCGUAUAGGCACGAACAAAUCUAUUUCUAUAUUUCUCAAUCCACGAUGAUCUCACGUAAUUCAGUAUUGCUUGCAUUCUAGCAAAUGCUUUAACCAUUUCUCUAUACCUUUUCCUAUAUAUUUCGAUCGUAUCAGCUUCCACUACUCUUUGCCACCUUUUUAUAAAAGAUUUCACAAUAAGCUUGUUUUUGUGAUUUUCAACACAUAGUUCUCGAUAUUUUUCUGAAUAUGUCUUGUGCAUAAAAGAUGGGACGAAGUAGGAAACACAACAUCGAUAGCAUUCAUUAGAGCCAAUUCCCUAUCAGUUACAAUUGCAACUGGCAACUUCUCUGGAUCAAAUAAUUGUCUUACACAGCCAAGAGCCCAUUCAUAACUCCCUUGUUGCUCGUCUUUCAACCAUGCAAAUCCAAUAGCAAAAAAAUUUCCAGUGGGAAGCACACUAACUAUUUCUAAAAAUGGCAUCCUAUAUUAAUGGCAUCCUAAAAGUGCAAUCAAUUAAUAUGACAUGAGGAAAUAAGCGCACCAAUUCAAUAGCACUUGGGUGUGCAAAAAAUAUGUCCCUUACCACGUUUGUUCCAACUUCUUCCCGAUGGUACUGCACAUAAUUAUUAUCAACAAUGAGUUUCAUAAGUUGUUGCAUCACUGACCGACCUCCCAUUGUUUCAGUUUUUAACUUUUGACGAGCAUUGUAAAUAUGUUUUACUGUAGUUAAGAUUCGAGGAUCCAAAUUCUUCAAAAUAGCCAUAAUCAUGUUUGGCUUGACAUGACUACUCGACAGUUCUUUCACUAUAGACAACUGAUGUGGUUUCAACUUUGCAAUAAUUGCACGACCCUCGUUGUAAUUAGGAAGAUCAUGAUUGUGCAUACCAUGACAAACAACUACACUCCAUCCGCCACCUACAUGCUCCUUUGCUUGAAGUCUAAAGGGACACGACAUCUUUUUUGUUCCAGUAAAUUUUUCCACAUCUAUUGCAACUUUCGACUUGCUAAGCCUAUAUUUUCCAGCUCUCUCACAAGUAAGGGUAGCUUUCGCCGUUCCGAAACCAAGACCAUCCCCACCUUCAGACCGAGCAAUGAUAAUAACAAUAUUAUGCAUUUUACCCACUUCAAUCACCCAAUCAAGCAUUCCCCUUCGAGUAGCAAACACUGUAGUGGUUGUAAAAAAUUCUGUAUAAUCAAUCGCAUUCUCACUAACUUUUUCAAUGUAUACACCAUCCUACAAAACAAGUUUUUUUAAAAGAUUUAUUAAGACAAAAACAAAGGAAUAAAAUAAAAUUCACGAAUAUAACGUGUUUCAAUCAAUUUUCAAAUAUCAAUUACUUCCUCCGUUCUACGAAUAUUGCAUCAUGUUGACUUAUACACUAUUCACUAUUUGCCUUUGACCAUCUUCUGUAAUAUAUAUGUAAGAAAAUAUGUGAUUUUGUAAGAUUCUUAUCAAAUAUUGUUCAUAAUACCAUUUUGUUCAAUUUGUGCAUAAUGACAUGUUCUAUAUUGUUUGUUGUACAUGAAAUCUUGUGUACUAUUACAUGUAUUAUGAGUGAAAUAUGGUAGACCAUUUCAUCCAACAUAUACAAAAUAGUUAAUUAGGUUUUGUUCGAUUUGUAUGGAAUAUUUAGUUUUGUUAUGUUCAAUCUGUAUGAAAUAGUAAAAUUUAUUUUGUUCAAUCUAUACGAAAUAGUUUUUUCCAUUAUGUUCAAUAUAUACGAAAUAGUAAAUUCUAUUCUGUUCAAUCUGUACAAAACAGAAGUGUCUAUUUCAUACAAGUUGCAAGAAAUCACUCGAAAAAAUAGGAAAAAGAACGAGUAUUACCUCAAUUCCAAGGUCUUCCAAGUCAAAAAAAUCGUCAAUUUCAAUCCAAAUACGUAUUCUAAUUGUAUUAGAAACACGUUAAACUAAAAAAAUUCAAGUUUGCGUGAACCAAAAUAAUAUGAAAAAAGGUAGAGAGAAAAUAAUAAAAGUGGGUGUUAGGGUUUUUUUCAGAAUGAAAAAAUGAAAGGAAAAAGGGCUGCGUCAAGUAAAAUGAGGUUGCGUUUAGCACCCCCCUUAUUUAUUUAUUUUCCCUUUCAUUUUUAGUCCAUUUUUCCCAUUAUGCAAAAAAACUUGUAUGGGGUACUAUUUUUCGAUCAUAAGCAUUUUUGUAGAACAUCUUUAAAACAUUUUUAGAUUAUUAAGUAUUAUUAAUGUCAUUUUACCACUAUCGUCUAAUAGCUGCGAAUGGGGCCUGUUUGAUGAAAAGAGGUUUGAGGAGUUUUUAUAGGUCACAUAAAGUUGUUUGGAAUCAUUAACAUUCAGUAGUUGGUCACUAGUGACUUGGAAUAAGAAAAUUGGCUAAAAAUCCGCUUAAGAAUCAGAAUAGAUGGUUUUAACUACCCAAUGUGUCUCCCACGACAGACGACUUCAUGGGGUCUAUGAAAAGCAUCUCGAUCCUAACCUUUAAGGUUCAAAAAGGUCACAAUUGUCCGAAAUACGGAGGUUAUACUUCAGGUCUUUAAAUAUCCACUUGUACAAGGACAUAAACUAUUCUUGUUUGUGUUGAUGUAAACUCAUCAACACACAAUGGCUUACCCAACUCACUUUGAAGAGAGUGAAUCGCAAUAAAAAAAAUAAGUUCAACCAUCAACCCUCAAUCUAGAGAGCUCAUCAUCGUCAACGAGGUCAUCGCCAGUGACUCGUACACCAUACACAACUUUGGACCAAUUUCGUAGAUUUGCAAGAGUCAAUCUCAAAAAUUAGAAAUACAUAUGGGGCAAUAUAAGGUUGUUUGAAAUGGAAAGCAAUAAACGCCCACUGGUUGGUCAAAUAAAGGCAAAAAAUGUCCUUGAUUCGACAAAAUGAGUUUUAUAAAAAAAAAUUGGCUAAAAUGUCAUUUAAGAACCAAAUUAGAUGGUUCUAGCCACCUUAUAUCGGGACCUCAUGAAAUCCAUGGAAAGCAUCCGGACAUCUAGAAUUCUAACUUAACGAAUCCGGAAAAAUCACAAUAUAUUGUCCUAAUUCCUAAAUAUAAACGCUAUAAUUCGGGGUAACGUUGCAGUACGCACGCAGUAUAUUUUUAAAUUGACUUCCAAUCAUCUUUCCCAAAUAGUUAGGCUAUAUAAAUUAAUGGCUAGACUUCUUCAUUUUCUCUCACGACUUCUUUGACACCAUCACUUUUCUUAAAAAAAAAAUCGUCCACAAAAUAGAAAUUUAUUUUCGCUAAUUGAGCCUUAUGAAAAGAGAUAAAUGAUUGCAUCUUCAAUAAUGUCCCUUUUAACCCUUACAGGGUUUUCCAAAACAACAAACUCCACUUAUCAUGAAUGACAAUUCCGAUUACAUAUUGAUUCUCACCAACUUAAGGGUACCCCUCUCACCUUACAUUCUCAUACUCCCUCUCCUCACCCUCCUCACUUUAUUGGUUCAUUGGUUCCCUCCUCCUCCGGGCACCUUCAAACCAAACUUUGGGGGCUUCUGCAAAGCUUCUUCAGCUAGUGCUGAGAUUAUCAUAAGAGAUAAUAGUGGCAUGUCAUCUCCUCCGUCACCUACAACUUCUGAACCUCCUAAGCUAUUAUGACUGAAGCUCGUGCCCUUCGUAGAGAGCUACAUGAAGCAAAAAACAAAGAUAUCAAGGAACUUAUUAUAGAAGGCGACAACCUAUCAGUCUACCCCUUAGAAGUUUCACAAUAUCAUUAAAAUCAUCAAAUAAUUUCUCAUUUUGACGACUGGAAAAUCAAUCAUAUCUAAAAGAGGUAAAUAUAUAGAGCGACCCACUGAAUUGUGAAUGUGAGUCAUCUAAUUACCACUGUUAUGCAUAUAGAAUCUUGUAACAGUCUGCAAUUACUUUCCAUUUUUCAAAGUACUACUCGGGCCCUAUUCUUUAGAGCUGAACUGAACUGAAUGCUCUUGAACUGAACUGAACUGAACUGAAUGCUCUUGAACUGAAGUGUGAAAUAAGUCAUAAAACAGAAUUUAAGCCAAAAGAGAACAGGGCCUUAGUAAUAUCCGUUAAACGAAGGGACUCCAAAUGUAUUAUUCUCUUUAUCUUCAAAAAAAAAAAGUUAGUUAAGCUAUAGAGCUUUUUCAAAUUAGCAACUUGUGCAAAUCCGCUAGUUAAUCUUGCUCUGGGUAGUCUAACCUCUGAUAUUGCUUCCAAACCGCUAAUAGCUCACUAACAAUUAUUCGCUUCACUCUCGAUUCUCCGUCUCUCCCGCACAAAUCUCACUCCCAUAAGCCGGCAACCACCGCCGCAACUGCAACCCAUCGCCACUUCCAAGCAGCAGCUCCUUCCACUCGGCAUCCUGUCAUCGAUCGUCAGCCUGCAGCCACCGCAUUUCUCCUACUGUCUAAGUUCCAUCAUGAAAAGUUCUUCAAUGGCAAUUUCCUUCCCACAUUGUAUACAAACCGCCAUUGUUCCUUGCCGAAAUGUUGUUGUAUUUCCCAAGGUUUUGAAUUGUAGAUUUGGGAAUGUAAAGAAGACCCGUCUCCAGGUUUUGGCAUGCUCUUCUGUAGCAGAUAAAGGUCUUUCCUUUGACAAGAGAGUUGAGACGUUGGUUGACAGUGUCAAGUGGGAUGAUAAAGGAUUAGCAGUAGCUAUAGCUCAAAAUGUUGAUACAGGAGCUAUUUUAAUGCAAGGCUUUAUUAACAGGGAUGCACUAGCCACUACCAUUUCUUCCCACAAAGCAACUUUCUACAGCAGAUCAAGGAAACAGCUGUGGAUAAAAGGAGAGACAUCUUCUAACUUCAUCAAUGUGCAUGACAUCUUUUUGGAUUGUGAUCGUGACUCGAUAAUAUACCUGGGGAAGCCUGAUGGACCAACUUGUCAUACUGGAGCUGAAACUUGUUACUUUUCUUCCGUUUCCAGCAUUGUUGAAAAUUCUCAGGCUGAAAAUGACAUACUGGCCAUGACAACAUUGUACUCACUUGAAUCAACAAUUGCUGAGAGGAAAGCUGAAAUAGAAAGAAAGACAGAAACCAAAGCUUCAUGGACAAAGAAGUUAUUGCUUGAUGAGAAGUUGCUCUGCUCUAAAGUCAGGGAAGAGGCAGAUGAGUUGUGCCGCACACUGGAGGACAACGAGGAUAAGUCUCGAGCGGCUUCGGAGAUGGCAGACGUGCUUUAUCAUUCGAUGGUUCUUCUGGCCCUUAAAGAUGUGAAGAUGGAGGAUGUCCUUGAACUCCUCCGAAAAAGAUUCUCAAAAUCAGGAAUAGAAGAAAAGAAUAGUCGCAAAUCAUGAGACUUAAGUAUUGAACUUAUUGCCUGCGGAUAUUGUGAUCUACUCUCUACCACAAUUCUUCCUUAUGGUAAUCGACAAUUUUUAGGCGAGCCCUAGUUUGAUUUACAAUGUGGUCAAGUAGAGUUUAGAUUUCUGUAGUUCCAUGGGCAUAUGAAGCUCAUUAUGUUGUACUUCCUUUAUUGUGAUUAUCUGAAUAAUGUUAAUUGUUGAACUUUGGUAUUAGUAUGAUGGUUUGAUCAAUAUAAUGACUUGUGUGUGGA
Molecule: messenger RNA, 7788 nt
Organism: Spinacia oleracea (spinach)
Lineage: Eukaryota; Viridiplantae; Streptophyta; Magnoliopsida; Caryophyllales; Amaranthaceae
Product: histidine biosynthesis bifunctional protein hisIE, chloroplastic
Exons: 6
Coding region: 6653-7528 (291 amino acids)
Biological process (GO): L-histidine biosynthetic process
Molecular function (GO): phosphoribosyl-AMP cyclohydrolase activity; phosphoribosyl-ATP diphosphatase activity
Source: RefSeq, a predicted model, not a curated record